GCUGGUGCAGGGGGGAGCAUGCGCAAUCGCCAGGGAGUUGGGGCGACGAUGUCGGCGCAGGAGCGACCGGGCCUCGGAAAACGGCAGCGACAAACCGAUUGUUGCUAUGUGUUGUACUGAUUGAGAGAGAUGGAUGUUCAAGCGUUGCGCAAAGUGAGUGGUUCGUCAGACUCGGUUUCCACACUGAACAGUGAGGAGUUUGUCAUUGUGCAUCAGCAAGCAGAAGACUCCUCUUCAACCAAUGGAGAGGAACAGCCAACACUAAAGAUAGCUUGCAAUGGAAGUGAGCAGCAGCUAAAGAAGGCACUGGAGGAAGGCCAGAGAGAUGAAAUGAUGGCCGGGGCAGGAGAUGAGGAGGGAUACAGAAGCCUGAUGACACGUGAAGCAUCUUUGAAACAGAAACCUCUGCAUUUAAUUUUAACCUCCUCUGCAGAAGAAGAACUCCUUGCACCUAAAGUUGCGUCACCCAGUGCUGAAGAAGAGGAGAGUGUGCUGUUCAACAAGUUAACCUACCUGGGCUGCACUAAGGUGACUUCUCCUCGCAAUGAAGCAGAGGCUCUUCGUGCCAUGGCCAACCUCCAUGCUAGCUGCCGAGUUCCUAUCCACAUAACCCUGUAUGUGCCAAAUGUUGCAGAUGGAUCCGUAAGGAUAAUAGACCAGGCUACGACCACUGAGAUAGCUGCAUUUCCAAUAUAUAACGUGUUAUUCUGUGUCCGCGGUGUUGAUGGGACUGCAGAAAGUAAUUGCUUUGCAUUUACUGAGAGUUACUGCAGUACAGAUGAGUACCAACUUCACGUGUUCUGCUGUGAGAUCAAAGAAGCUGUCAGCCGCAUCCUGUACAGUUUUGCCACUGCUUUUCGUCGAUCUUCUAAACAAUCGACAGAAGUGAAAGACAUGUGCGAUGCCAGUCCUGAGAAGGACACCUACAACUUCACUGUCUCUCUUGAAGUGAAGGAAGAUGAUGGAAAAGGCAAUUUCAGUGCUGUACCGAAAGACAGAGAGAAACUGUAUUUUAAGUUGCGACAGGGAAUAGAGAAGAAAUUGAUCAUCACUGUGCAGCAAACAUCGAAUUGUGAACUUGCUGUUGAGCGAUGUUUUGGCAUGCUCCUUAGUCCAGGGAAAAAUGUGCGGAACAGCGACAUGCAUUUGCUUGACAUGGAAUCCAUGGGAAAGAGUGUUGAUGGCAAGUCCUAUGUAAUCACAGGAAUAUGGAACCCUAGUGGUCCUGCAUUUCAGGCUCUAAAUGAGGAGACUCCUAAAGAUAAAAGGGUCUACAUGACUGUAGCUGUCGACUUAGUAAUUACUGAGGUGGUAGAGCCAGUCCGGUUUCAGUUGGAAACAGUGGUCCGUGUGUAUCCAACCAAUGAGAGAUUCUGGUACUUCAGCAGAAAAACCUUCUCGGAAGCUUUCUACAUGAAGUUGAAACAGUCGGAAGGCAAAGAUCACGCAGGUAUUAGUGACACGAUGUAUGAAGUGGUGUCCUUGCAAAAGCAGUCUGAGAGAGAUGGAACUGCUCCUGCUGCAACCGGCUUUAUGCUGUACCAUGGGAGGCAAGCCAGUGUGACCCUCUCCCCCCAGGAUGAUAAGGAUGAUGAAGAAAGUGAUAAUGAACUGUCGAGUGGCACUGGGGACGUUUCCAAGGACUGCCCAGAGAAAAUUCUGGAAUCGUGGGGAGAAUUGCUGCACAGAUGGCACAGCAACCUGACUGCUAGGCCCAAAGGGUUGCCAGGCCUGGUCAGAAAUGGUGUUCCGGAAGCACUGAGAGCUGAAGUUUGGCAGCUGUUGUCAGGUUGCCAUGACAAUCAAGUGAUGCUGGAAAAAUACAGAAACCUGAUCACCAAGGAUUCCAUUCAGGAAAAUGUCAUUACCCGUGAUAUUAAUCGGACUUUCCCAGCCCACGAUUAUUUCAAGGACACUGAGGGGGAUGGACAAGAUUCGUUGUACAAGAUCUGUAAGAUGUCCUCUACUGAUUUUUAA
This is a messenger RNA of Chiloscyllium plagiosum (whitespotted bambooshark), 1977 nucleotides long. NCBI's taxonomy places the organism in Eukaryota, Metazoa, Chordata, Chondrichthyes, Orectolobiformes, Hemiscylliidae. The record is from RefSeq and is a predicted model, not a curated record.